Pectinophora gossypiella (pink bollworm) is the source of this 654-nucleotide messenger RNA. RefSeq names its product gonadotropin-releasing hormone II receptor-like. Gene Ontology annotation, cellular component: membrane. Gene Ontology annotation, molecular function: adipokinetic hormone receptor activity; peptide binding; G protein-coupled receptor activity. The record is from RefSeq and is a predicted model, not a curated record. Lineage: Eukaryota; Metazoa; Arthropoda; Insecta; Lepidoptera; Gelechiidae. Gene Ontology annotation, biological process: G protein-coupled receptor signaling pathway. The coding region runs from base 1 to 654 and encodes 217 amino acids. The transcript is spliced from 5 exons.
AUGGAGAUUGACCAGUACUACCAGUGCGUGUCAUACGGGUCGCUGCCGACGGAGCGGCAUGAGUUCGCGUACUUCCUAGUGAACAUGACGCUGAUGUACGUCGCGCCACUCGUGUCCACCCUAUACUGCUCCUCUGCCUCACUGCUCGAGAUCAUACGCCGCGCUAACACCGCCAAUGACAAGAUGCGCCGUAGUGGUGUGGGCAUCCUGGGUAGAGCGCGGGCGCGGACCUUGAAGAUGACGGUCACCAUCGUGCUGGUGUUCUUCACCUGCUGGUCACCAUACUACUUCUACUGUCUUUGGUAUUGGAUAGAUAAGGACUCUCUGAAGAAACUGGACCCGGCCAUCCAGAAGGGCAUGUGGCUGUUCUCGUGCACCAACUCCUGCGCCAAUCCCAUCGUCUACGGCGUGUUCAACAGGAACCGCUGGACGUGGCAUCGUAGCGCCACGACCCGAUGUCGCGGCGGCAGCAUGCGGCGCGGCUCCCGUUUACCAUACGGAGAAUCCAUGGAAAUAUCAGCGGCAACCCUAGCGCGGGCGCGUAGCUCAGUGAUCAGCGAGCGACAAAGCCGCAGAGACUCUGCCUACGCCUCCAACGGCUCCCAGAAGCACUAUCACAACAACAACAACACCUUCUCAAAUGGCAUGGUGUAG